Ceratotherium simum simum (southern white rhinoceros) is the source of this 3660-nucleotide messenger RNA. RefSeq names its product gliomedin (gene GLDN). The record is from RefSeq and is a predicted model, not a curated record. Gene Ontology annotation, biological process: signal transduction. Gene Ontology annotation, cellular component: cell surface. Lineage: Eukaryota; Metazoa; Chordata; Mammalia; Perissodactyla; Rhinocerotidae.
CACAGAGCAUGGCCCGAGGCACGGAGCGAGGCCGCGGGGGCGCGGGCUGGGGGCUGCGCGGCGCCCUGGCCGCGGUGGCGCUGCUCUCGGCGCUCAAUGCUGCGGGCACGGUGUUCGCGCUGUGCCAGUGGCGCGGGCUGAGCGCGGCGCUGCGGGCGCUGGAGGCGCAGCGGGGCCGGGAGCAGCGCGAGGACAGCGCCCUGCGCGCCUUCCUGGCCGAGCUGAGCCCGGCGCCCCCGCUGUCCCCCGACCCCGGGAGCGCCGCGCGCAACAAGCGCAGCCACGGCGGGGAACAGGCGCCGCACAUCCGCGCCGAGAGCCACGACAUGCUGAUGAUGAUGACCUACUCCAUGGUGCCGAUCCGAGUGAUGGUGGACCUGUGCAACAGCACCAAGGGUAUCUGCCUGACAGGACCACCUGGCCCACCAGGACCUCCGGGAAUUGGCGGGUUACCAGGACACAACGGGUCAGAUGGACAGCCUGGUCCCCAGGGCCCGAAAGGCGAAAAAGGAGCAAAUGGAAAAAGAGGAAAAAUGGGGCUACCUGGAGCCACAGGAAAUCCAGGGGAAAAGGGAGACCCUGGUGAACUGGGCUUGACUGGAAACGAAGGUCCUGCAGGACAGAAGGGUGAAAAGGGGGACAAAGGGGACGUGUCCAACGAUGUGCUCCCCGCAGGUGCCAAAGGUGACCAAGGCCCACCUGGCCCACCCGGCCCAUCUGGGCCCCCGGGCCCUCCAGGUCCCCCAGGACCCCCUGGAAGCAGAAGAUCCAAAGGCCCUCGGCAGCCAAACAUCUUCAAUGGCCAGUGCCCAGGGGAGACAUGUGCUAUACCAAAUGAUGAUACCUUGGUUGGAAAAGCUGACGAGCAAGUCAGUGAACACCAUUCCCCACAAGCAGAAUCCAUGAUUGCUUCCAUUGGAAAUCCAACACAAGUAUUAAAAGUGACAGAGACAUUUGGGACUUGGAUACGAGAGUCUGCUAACAAGAGUGAUGAACGGAUCUGGGUGACUGAACAUUUCUCAGGCAUCAGGGUGAAGGAGUUCAAAGACCAGCCCUCACUGCUGAACGGCAGUUACUCGCUUAUCCAACUCCCGUAUUUUUUCCAUGGCUGUGGGCAUGCCGUUUACAACAACUCUCUCUACUACCACAAAGGAGGCUCCAAAACCAUAGUGAGAUUUGAAUUUGGCAAAGAAACGUCCCAAACCCUGAAGCUUGAAGAUGCCUUGUAUUUUGAUCGAAAAUACCUCUUUGCAAAUUCCAAGACCUACUUCAAUUUAGCUGUAGAUGAGAAGGGUCUUUGGAUUAUCUAUGCUUCAAGUAUAGAUGGCUCGAGCAUUCUUGUAGCACAACUGGACGAGAGGACAUUCUCUGUGAUGCAACACAUCAAUACCACGUACCCCAAAUCCAAGGCUGGGAACGCCUUCAUUGCCCGAGGGAUUCUCUAUGUCACAGACACCAAAGAUAUGAGGAUAACCUUUGCCUUUGAUUUAUUAGGAGGGAAACAGAUCAAUGCAAACUUUGAUUUAAGAACUUCCCAGUCUGUUCUUGCCAUGUUAUCAUACAAUAUGAGAGACCAGCAUUUGUAUUCGUGGGAAGAUGGCCAUUUAAUGCUUUAUCCUGUGCAGUUUUUGUCAGCUACAUAAAACCAGUGAUGGAGUGCUUUCUUUUCCUUCCCCUCAGUAAGUUUCAGAUGUUCUCCAGCACCGUUUAUAUCCCAACAGAAAACUUGUCUUUCAGGGUAGCCAGGUACUCAGCUGUCGUAUCUCAUGACAUGAAUGUUUAUAUGGUCAGUGAAUCCCCUUUAAAUUCAGAUUCCUUAGGGGAAAAGAGCAACAGAUUGGAAGUCAAAAUGGCUGAGAUUUGGUAAUUCCUCCACAAACUAGCGGAGCAAGUUACCUCUUCCUCUUUGGGCCUUGUUUUCCCCGCUGGUGAUAUGGAAAGGCUGGCUGAGAGGAUGGUAAGCUUUCUUCUCCCUGUAGGGAAUUCUGUGAUUCUUGGCUGUGGCUACUCCCACAACUUUUAUGUUUAUGGUUUUUAGCCACGUGCUGAACAAAUUCACCUCUGAGUUGAGAAGCCUAAUUGCUCAAGCAAUGAAUUCCUUAGUGCUGACUUAUAUUUGGUGCCUUAGGCCACUGAGGUACCAUAUUACCCAUAAUAUAUUACCUUUCUCUGCAUCUGCGCCUGUACCCGCACCUGCUGCCACAGUGCCAGAAGAGCCGUUAUCCUCAGCUCCUGACUGCUGCCAGAGAUUAGCAAAAUCCAGGAACAGCUACCUGCUCAAGUUUCCUAAUGAAACAGAAACAGGCCCUUCCAGGUUCCUAUUAAUUUCUGAUCAUGCUGAUAUGCAGCUGUGGGUCAUAAACAUCGGAUCCUCAGGUCACACUGGCUUCUUCUACCACAGCUAUGGGUCAGAGUGCUAAAUAUUGUGUGAGUGGGCGUUAAUCUGGAAGUUUUCAGAAAAGACUCACCAUUUGUGGUUAUUGUCUAGAACAGGGAUGGGCAAAUUAUGGCCCUUGGUCCAAAGCCAGCCCAUCACCAGUUUUUGUAAAUAAAGUUUUAUUGGAACACAGUCACAUGCAUUUGUUUAUGUAUUAUAGUUUGUGCCUACUUUUGCUCAACAAUGGCAGAGUUGAGUCAUUGCAAGAAAGUUGAGCAGUGGCCCGCAAAGUCUAAAACAGUUACCCUCUGGCCCUUUUCAGCAAAAGUUUGCCGACCGCUGAUCUAGAACAUAAAGUGAGCUGGAUUCUUGGAAGGGCUUAUUCACCAGAACCUGCUUCUUAUGUUUUGUUUUGUUCUAGACUAAUAAGUGAUCAUUUAGAUGGUUUGAGUUUUUGGUAAAUGGGAAGGGUGAUAGCAUAAAAUUAAGUGGCCCUCCCAAAAAGCAGUUAGUGAACUGUUCUUCCCCUAAUAUAGUGUGGAAGGACGUGCUCUGGUCCCCUUGGAUGCCAGGAGAAAAUCCAGUUUAACUUGCUCCUAAAUGCCCUUAAAUACAUAUAUUUUUUGCCAACUCAGUUCUUCAAACAUCUUCAGCCAGGCACUGAGGUCCAAGCAGGGCCCCUGAGAGGAGAAAAGAAUCUGGAAAUUUCUUGGGGUCCUGCAGCCAGGAAGGCGACCUAGGGGAAAAUGUUAUGGAAAGAUUUUUCAUCAAUUCACCCUCAUUGAAUUCAUGUGUGUGUUGAAGGGAAGCUUCUGAAACAUUUUCACUGUGCCCAAAUCCAUUCUCAGUGGCCCUUAGUCUUGGUUUUAUACCUUAUUAAUAGAAGCAUUUUAAAACCUAGGGGAUAUAGAGAUUUAAAUAUUUAAAUCUCCCCACCCCCUGAAAAUACCUAGGCAGCUAUUACAGAUUUUUUGUUUUUGUGUUCUCAAAAUAAUGAGUAUUUGAAAGUUUUUCCCCACUUUUUAAUGAGAUUGGUUGUGUCAUGUCAUCACAGCUUUUGAAAAAUACUCUUUUCAGAUUCAUGUUUUAUAACAAAGUAAAAUAGAGUUUCAUGUUCAAGAUCAACAUGUCUAAUGAACACUAGGCUUCUUUUAAAGUAUUUUAUGUGUUGCUGUUUCUGGACACAGGGGACCUGGAUAUGAAUAUAAUUUCAUAGUAAUAGUCAUAUUAGUAAUAGUAAUAUGUACAAUACUAAUUAUAUAUAUAUAUGGUAGCAACCAAAA